UUUACUAUACUCUGUCAACGUCCCCACCAACUUCCCUCUCUAUUGGCUCCCCUCUAUUUCCUUUCCCCGUCAACAGAUAAGCCCUCUCCUCCCAUUCUCUCUCCAAUUCCACGGCUUCUUCGCUUUCAAGUCAUGGCUUCGUCAAUCUUCAAUGCUCCCUGUACGGUUCCUGCAGUGAAAGGCAAAAACUAUUUUGGUCUGAAACCUGCUGUCAAUAAUGACUUGAGGUUCGAUGUUGGCAAGACAACCUCAAUUAUAGGAUGUCCAAAGCGUGUUUUUACUGUGAGAGCCAGUGAAAAGAAGGAUGGUCCAAUAAAGAAGUUGGGGUUAAGUGACGCGGAAUGUGAAGCUGCUGUUGUGGCAGGGAAUGUGCCCGAGGCCCCUCCUGUGCCGCCUAGGCCUGCCGCACCCGCUGGGACUCCUGUCGUCCCUUCUCUUCCACUUAGUCGUCGUCCACGUCGUAAUCGCAAGUCACCUGUCAUGAGAGCAUCAUUCCAAGAAACUAGCAUAUCGCCUGCCAAUUUUGUCUAUCCUCUUUUUAUUCAUGAAGGUGAGGAAGACACACCUAUUGGAGCAAUGCCUGGAUGUUAUAGGCUUGGAUGGAGACAUGGACUUGUGGAAGAGGUAGCUAAGGCUCGAGAUGUUGGCGUAAAUAGUAUUGUUCUCUUUCCCAAAGUUCCAGAUGCUUUGAAGUCUUCCACAGGAGAUGAAGCAUACAAUGAUAAUGGUCUAGUUCCUAGAGCAAUACAGCUGCUCAAGGACAAAUAUCCUGACCUUGUUAUCUACACUGAUGUUGCUCUGGAUCCAUAUUCCUCUGAUGGCCAUGAUGGCAUCGUCAGAGAAGAUGGAGUCAUAAUGAAUGAUGAGACAGUGUAUCAAUUAUGUAAACAAGCUGUUUCUCAGGCCCGGGCUGGAGCAGAUGUUGUUAGUCCAAGUGACAUGAUGGACGGCCGUGUAGGAGCAAUAAGGAAAGCUCUUGAUGCAGAAGGAUUUCAGCAUGUUUCAAUCAUGUCCUAUACAGCAAAAUAUGCCAGUUCAUUUUAUGGACCAUUUCGAGAGGCACUGGAGUCAAGCCCACGCUUUGGAGACAAAAAGACUUAUCAGAUGAACCCAGCAAAUUACAGAGAGGCUCUGGUUGAGGCCCAUGAAGACGAGUCUGAAGGAGCUGAUAUCCUUCUGGUGAAACCUGGUCUACCUUAUUUGGAUAUUAUAAGACUUCUCAGAGAUAAAUCUCCUCUGCCAAUUGCUGCUUAUCAGGUUUCUGGUGAAUACUCAAUGAUUAAGGCUGGUGGGGUUCUCAAAAUGAUUGAUGAAGAAAGAGUUAUGAUGGAGUCCUUGAUGUGUCUUCGACGGGCUGGGGCUGACAUUAUCCUAACGUAUUUCGCUCUACAAGCUGCAAGAUGUUUGUGUGGUGAGAAGAGGUGAGACUUAUCCUACAAAUUAGGCAUUGUUAGUUGCGGAAAACCUUUAGAGUGAACUUUCUUGUACUUUUUCUGUAAUUACGUGGCAUUAGCAUAAGGUUGGAAUCUGAAUGGAUGUGCUUAGCACACCAUCUUUUUACCCUGCUGUUGUCCUCGUCAAGAAGCUGGAACAUGUUCUGGUAUGUUUAAAUAAAAUGUAUGCCUUUCUAUGUGAAUAA
Molecule: messenger RNA, 1639 nt
Organism: Populus nigra (black poplar)
Lineage: Eukaryota; Viridiplantae; Streptophyta; Magnoliopsida; Malpighiales; Salicaceae
Product: delta-aminolevulinic acid dehydratase, chloroplastic
Exons: 13
Coding region: 133-1425 (430 amino acids)
Biological process (GO): heme biosynthetic process
Cellular component (GO): cytosol
Molecular function (GO): porphobilinogen synthase activity; zinc ion binding
Source: RefSeq, a predicted model, not a curated record